GGCCGCAAAUUAAAAAAAAAAUUCUCUCGACCCAAUAACCUAUCUUCAUCUCCAUGUCCAAGGAUCACCGUGGAAAUAUUCUUCAAGAAACUCUGCAAAAGCACGACAACCAACAACGACAAGAAGAAGGAGGGAUUGAAAACGAUGGAGUAAAAGAAGAAGAGUGCAAAACGCCAACGUCGAGUGAUCAGAAAAUAGCCAGCAUUCAAAGCUGCCCGCCGACGCCGAAGAAGAAAGUGAGAGCAAAGUUUGGGCUGAAGAGGAAGCUAUCAGAGUUGCACUUCUUCGAAACCACGAGAAGGGAAGAGUUAGAGUCGUUUUUCCGAUCCAACUCGGACCCAUUUACCUUUGGUGGUUCUCUCAAAUUCAAGAGGAGAUGCAGGAGUGCUUGAUUAAAUUAAACUAGCUAAGCAAUAAAUCUAUCGUAUCGUAUAUCUCAACAGCUAAAGUUAUUCCAUUUCUACUUCUUUUUAGUUUCU
This is a messenger RNA of Hibiscus syriacus, 479 nucleotides long. RefSeq names its product cyclin-dependent protein kinase inhibitor SMR2-like. The transcript has a single exon. Lineage: Eukaryota; Viridiplantae; Streptophyta; Magnoliopsida; Malvales; Malvaceae. Gene Ontology annotation, biological process: regulation of DNA endoreduplication. The coding region runs from base 54 to 392 and encodes 112 amino acids. The record is from RefSeq and is a predicted model, not a curated record.